Messenger RNA from Micromonas commoda, 1368 nucleotides. RefSeq lists its product with no specific name. Lineage: Eukaryota; Viridiplantae; Chlorophyta; Mamiellophyceae; Mamiellales; Mamiellaceae. Gene Ontology annotation, molecular function: protein binding. The transcript has a single exon. The record is from RefSeq and is a predicted model, not a curated record. Gene Ontology annotation, cellular component: cytoplasm. The coding region runs from base 1 to 1368 and encodes 455 amino acids.
AUGGCACCCAUCACCCUCGACAUGAUCCGCCGCAGGGCGGAGCACAACGAGGGCAUGGUGGGCAACCUCGAGGAGAUCGCGCUGCACCAGCAGGAGAUCGAGAAGAUCGAGGCGCUAGGCCAGAUCUGCCGCCACCUCAAGAUCCUCUACAUGCAGAACAACCUCAUCUCCAAGCUCCAGAACCUGCACAGGCUCAAGGAGCUCGAGUACCUCAACAUGGCUCUCAACAACGUGACGAAGAUCGAGAACCUGCAGCGAUGCGAGAGCCUGCAGAAGCUGGACCUCACGAUGAACUUCAUCACGAAGGCGUCGCUGCUCACCGUGCACACGCUGGACGCGUGCCCAAAACUGGACGACCUGUACCUCAUGGGCAACCCGUGCGCGGACUUUGGCGGGUACCGCGCCUUCGUCAUCGGCACCUUACCCCAACUCAGGCGCCUGGACGGUAAGGACGUCACGCCCUCCGAGCGCAUCCUGAGCAAACAGGAGCUGCCGCGGGUCACGGAGCGACUGAUGAAGGAGCUCGCCGCCGACGGGGUGAACAUCGAGGAGGCGUCCAGGGUAUCCGACGCCAGGGACCUGGGACCGGACGAGGACGACAUCGCGGAGGUGCUCGCCAUGCCCGAGGACGAGAGGCCGUGGACGGCGGCGACGCGCGUCGCCGAGCAGAGGGAGUUCGCUAAACAGCGAGACGCCAACGAGGAGAGUAAACGGGAGCACAACAAGCGCCUGUUCAACCCCGACGGCACGAAGAAACACGCGCGCAGGGAGGGCUUCCCCGAUCUGCCGGACGACCUGGACGACGUGAAGCAGUGCAACGAGCCGGGGCUGACGUUCAGGUUGGACGACGGCGACGACGGGAACGACGUGGUGUUGGACUGCCACGUGGGCAAGUACAUGGACACGAGUCUCAUCGACGUGGACGUUCAGACCCGGCUCGUUCGCGUGCUCGUCAAGGGGAAGAUGCUGUGUCUGGUGCUGCCGGAGGAGGUGAAGCCGGACGCGAGCACCGCGCAGCGCUCGAAGGUGACCGGCGCGCUCGUGGUGACGAUGCCGAAGGCUUUCCGAAAGCCCAAGAGGGGCGAGGAGAAAAAAGACGAGUACGUGGUCGACGGCGGCGGGGGCGUCGAGGGUUCGAAAGGCCAGGUCGGCGGCUCGAACCCGGGGAAGGGCAUCGACGCGAAGAAUAAGAAGAGUCUGAUCAAGGAGCUGGGCGGGGUGAGCAUACGCGGCAUCGUGCGGGACGCGCACGUCGCGGACAUCGGCGGGUUCACCAUCGCGGAGUCUGUCAAAACCGCGGCGCCGGCGACGCCGGCUGUCGUUACGGCUGUGCUCGACUCCGACGACGACGAGCCCCCGCCGCUCUGA